This is a messenger RNA of Plenodomus lingam JN3, 1353 nucleotides long. RefSeq lists its product as uncharacterized. The record is from RefSeq and is a predicted model, not a curated record. NCBI's taxonomy places the organism in Eukaryota, Fungi, Ascomycota, Dothideomycetes, Pleosporales, Leptosphaeriaceae.
AUGGGCAGGACAGAAACCUCCAAAGGCCUUGCGCCACCUGCCAUUCGCAAGGAUAUUCGAGCCAAGCAAGCCCGCCACAUUAUCAACAAAGUUAUACCGGCACUGUUAGCCUCUAGUGCCCGGGCACGGAAAGGUGUCGGGAGUAGCGAGUUGAUUGUGAAUCCCAAGUCUAUGGCUCGCGACUGUGAAGGCCAGAGUAGGGAUGAGGCUAGAGAAUCUGGAGAUUCCAUGUAUGUCAAGCGGAAAGGCCGGGGCCGGCGGAAGGUGGAGAAGGGGGAUGUGGAAGAGCAGGGAGACGAGGGAAGGACAGGGAGAAGGAGGAGUCGGAUGGAGGGUCUUGGAGAAGAGAGCAAAGAACCUCAUGCAGAGCCUUUGGCAAAAAUGACCUCCCGACGUACCAUUCGUGUUCUCGCAACCGACUCCCUGACGGCCGCACACAUGCUCACCUUUCCUCCCCAUCAACCCAAGCCCCGCAAAAAUCAACCAAACACAUGUAUCCUAAACAUGGCCUCGCCCCUCCGUCCCGGCGGCGGCGUCCUCACUGGCGCAACCUCGCAGGAAGAGUUUCUCUGCGCCCGAACCACCCUUCUCCCCUCCCUGCUCGACUCCUACUACCGACUGCCAGAGUACGGCGGCGUCUACACGCCCGACGUACUUGUCUUCCGCAACCAUUUGCCGCUUGGGGACAGCAAGGGCGAGUUGCCGGCGGCGGAGCGGUGGUGGGUCGAUGUGGUGAGUGCGGGCAUGUUGCGCUUUCCUGAACUGGAAGGGGGCGAGGAGGAUGAGGCGAGGUGGUUGAGUCGGGCGGACAGGGAGAGUGCGGAAGGGAGGAUGAGGGCGGUGUUGAGGAUUUGUGCGAGAAACGGGGUCAAGAAGGUGGUUUUGGGGGCGUGGGGGUGUGGUGCGUUUGGGUGUCCAGUCGGGGAUAUUGCAGAGGGGUGGAGGAAGGUGCUGGAGGGGUGCGCGGUGAGCCAUGGUGGAAAGGGCAGGGGGAAAUCCGGGGGAGAGAUGGAGACUUUUUUGGAAAUCGAAGAAGUGGUGUUUGCGAUUGGGAAUCGUCCCAUGGCGCAGGCGUUUGCCCAGGCAUAUGGUGGGGUCGAGGUGGAAGAGGUUGGUGGUGUGCAAGGGGAAGACGAGGAAGAGGUUGAUGAAGUUGCGGAGGAGUUGAGGACGAAGAUUCGGGAGAUGGAGGAGCAUUUGGGCAAGGUUUGCAAUCCGGAUCUGAAGAAGAGAAUGGGGUUUAUUCUGGACGGGCUGAAGGGCCAGUUGAGACAGCGAGAGGGGAGUCAGAAGACGGAAAGCGAGAGUGCUAAUGACGAUGACGAUUAUGAUGAUAGUAGUAGCGAGGCAUGA